Cavia porcellus (domestic guinea pig) is the source of this 939-nucleotide messenger RNA. RefSeq names its product olfactory receptor 5H18. Gene Ontology annotation, biological process: G protein-coupled receptor signaling pathway. The transcript has a single exon. Lineage: Eukaryota; Metazoa; Chordata; Mammalia; Rodentia; Caviidae. The record is from RefSeq and is a predicted model, not a curated record. Gene Ontology annotation, molecular function: olfactory receptor activity; odorant binding; G protein-coupled receptor activity. Bases 10 to 939 code for a protein of 309 amino acids. Gene Ontology annotation, cellular component: membrane.
AGUGAGGACAUGGAAAAGAAAAAUGUAUCUUUGAUGACAGAAUUUGUUCUCACAGGACUUACAGAUCAUCAAGGGCUGCAGGUCCCCCUGUUCCUAGUGUUCUUGGUGAUAUACCUCAUCACCCUUGUGGGGAACCUUGGUCUGAUAGUGCUCAUCUGGAAUGACCCUCAUCUUCACACCCCCAUGUACUUAUUCCUUGGCAGUCUAGCCUUUGUGGAUGCAUGGAUAUCUUCCACAGUGACUCCCAAGAUGCUGGUCAACUUGAUAGUCAAGAGCAAGUUGAUGUCUCUCUCUGAAUGCAUGAUACAAUUUUUUGCUUUUGCGUUUGGUGGAACUACAGAAUGCUUUCUUUUAGGAACAAUGGCUUAUGAUCGCUGUAUUGCCAUAUGUAAACCUUUACUCUAUCCAGUUAUUAUGUCCAAUAGAGUAUGCAUUCGCCUAUUAGUUUUAUCAUUUGUAGGUGGUUUUCUUCAUGCUUUAAUUCACGAAGGGCUUUUACUCAGAUUAACUUUCUGUAAUUCUAACAUAAUACAUCACUUUUAUUGUGACAUUAUACCAUUAUUUAAGAUUUCCUGUACUGAUCCUUCUAUUAAUUUUCUAAUGGUAUUUAUUUUGUCUGGUUCAAUUCAAGUAUUCACCAUUGUGAUCGUUCUUGUUUCUUAUACACUAGUUCUCUUUACAAUUUUAAAAAAGAAGUCUCUCAAAGGCAUAAGGAAAGCUUUCUCCACCUGUGGAGCCCAUCUGUUGUCUGUGUCUUUAUACUACGGCCCCCUUCUCUUCAUGUACGUGCUCCCUGCGUCUCAACAAACAGAUGGUCAAGGUAUGAUGGAUUCUCUAUUUUACACGGUACUAAUCCCUGUAUUAAAUCCAAUUAUCUACAGUCUGAGAAACAAGCAAGUAAUAGAUUCACUGACAAAAAUGUUAAAGAGAAAUAUUUAG